Cloeon dipterum is the source of this 2272-nucleotide messenger RNA. Its product is annotated as nucleolar protein 4. The transcript is spliced from 11 exons. Lineage: Eukaryota; Metazoa; Arthropoda; Insecta; Ephemeroptera; Baetidae. The record is from RefSeq and is a predicted model, not a curated record. The coding region runs from base 16 to 2127 and encodes 703 amino acids.
AUUUCUCUGCAGACAAUGUUUCACGCCCCUGAAAUAAAUGCAUGCGAAUUGAGAGGAGCGAGAGAGAAAGAGAGAGAGAGAGAGAGAGAGAGAGAGAGAGAGAGAGAGAGAGAGAGAGAGAGAGAGAGAGAGAGAGAGAGAGAGAGAGAAUUGUUUGGGAGCCGCCGCCGCCGGGUGGCUAAUGAGGCCCGUCGUCGUCGCCGUCGCUCUCUCUCUUAUUAUUCCAGUCACUUAGGCGGCACCUGGUGCGGCCGGGUGGGGAGAGCGGCGCGCGGGUCGGUCGGUCGGUCGGUCGGUGGUCGUGAUGGCACACAGCAGUCGGUAGUCUGCCCCAUCAUGAGGGACAUGUUCGACGCGUUCCAGCCGUGGGUGCUCAGCACCUACGGCGACUCGGCAAAGACCAAGACCAUUACGGCCCGCAAGUACGCGCGCAUCCUGCGCACCCUUCAGGGCCACGAGGUCAACUCGGCUGACAACUCAAAGUUCCGCUUCUGGGUCAAGGCGAAGGGCUUCCGCGUUGGGCCUCCACCGGGCCACGCGCCACCUCACGAGCCCCGCUUCAACCCCGUCAGCAGGAUGACCACCCUGGCCGAACCUGAGUUGUACGUGCCCACCGGAACGGAAAAGGACCAGUACAAAAAAGUGGCAGUGGUUGAGAACUUCUUCGAUAUAAUCUACAGUGUGCAUGUGGACAUGGAAGGUCGCGCAGGAAAGCACGCUGGCCAAAAGCGGACUUACCGAGCAAUCACAGAGACGUACGCCUUCCUGCCCCGGGAGGCCGUCACCAAAUUCCUGCUGCAGUGCACAGACUGCCAACGGAGGCCUUCGAUGACUGACUCGCAAUCGCCGUCGCCCCCGCCGAUCAUGCCGGUGGCCCCCGCGCCGGGGGCCACGCCAUCCGGCCCGGCAGGUGGCUCGGCGGGGGGUGCACCCGUGACGGUCCAUCCGAGCGUGACGUCGGCCACACCCGGCAGGCUCGAGCCGCCCCUGAUCGACUACAGCCUACCCAUCACCACCACCUACCUGAAGCACAUGCGGAGCCUCGGCCUCACCGACGACGAGGCCCUCAAUUUGGAGAAAGAGUCAUCCAUGUCGCACUCGGCAGCUAAAAGAAGGGCCAAGGACAACCUCGGUACGCCAGAGCCCGACCUGAUCGAGGAUGAUUAUCAAGGCGCCUCAAACAAAGACGCAGAAAAACUAAAAAUGAUGCUUUUGGCCUGGAACUACCAAUCAGGUCGCAAUGGAGACCUCAGACUAGACGAGGCGGGGGAGGAGGGCUGGCAUCCCUUUAUGAAAUCCAAGCAGAGAGAAGAGAGCCCACAAGAGACUGCGUCUCUAGCAGACGAGACGUCAUCAUCCGGAAAUAAAGAAGACGAAGACGAUGAAGAGGAGGAUGAUAAAUUGGACGGACCAUCGCAGGAUCCCGAGAGACUUAAAGCGUUCAAUAUGUUCGUGCGGCUGUUUGUGGACGAAAAUUUGGACAGGAUGGUUCCGAUCUCUAAACAACCCAAGGAAAAAAUCCAGGCAAUCAUAGACUCGUGCAUUCGUCAAUUUCCAGAAUUCGGUGAGCGCGCCCGAAAAAGGAUCCGCACCUAUCUCAAAAGCUGCCGACGGACCAAACGAACAAGAGACCAAAACGGAGCAUCUUGGGAAUCGGCACGACCGACACCGGCUCACUUAACGUCGGUACAGGCUGAGCAAAUUUUGGCGCAGGCAUGUGAAAACGAGAGUCACAAUGCUAAAAGGAUGCGGCUGGGUCUUGAGCCGGUGAGUCAACCGAUGCCGGUGACGGCCUCCGAGAAGCCAGCGCCCAUCGACACAUUCCCAAAGGCUGAACCCAGCACCAUCGACUCCAAAGACGCUGCCACCUCGAAGCCCGCUUUCCGGCAAAGCGGGGCCGCCCCAACCUUUCAAAGGCCGCCGUUCCAACCGUACAACAUGGUGACGACGAAUGGACCGACUGAUUUGAGCAUGAAGAGCAGCAAACCAUUGCUCAACCACAAACUGAACCAGGCUGAAAUGGCAGCAGUAAGGCAGCUAAUUACCGGCUACCGAGAGUCAGCUGCAUUUUUGCUUCGCUCAGCAGACGAGUUGGAGCAACUUUUGUUGCAGCAACAACAGCAGUGAGAGACCAAAGAAAAGAAAAAUCUUAUUAAUGUUUAUGUACAAAAUAAUCAUAUAUACUUAUUCUUUUUUAAUCUCGGUGUAUCUAUUCCUACAAUAAAAAUAAAAUGCCGCAGCAUAUUAAUGUAAAAAUGAAAGAAAAACUACA